Molecule: messenger RNA, 11052 nt
Organism: Plodia interpunctella (Indianmeal moth)
Lineage: Eukaryota; Metazoa; Arthropoda; Insecta; Lepidoptera; Pyralidae
Product: interaptin-like
Exons: 39
Coding region: 105-8543 (2812 amino acids)
Biological process (GO): signal transduction
Molecular function (GO): molecular adaptor activity
Source: RefSeq, a predicted model, not a curated record
AUGGCGUUUGUAUUUUGUUUGAAAGUGAGUAAAACGUCGCCUUGACAACGAUUUAGUGGUUUACUGAGGAAAUUGAUUGAUUUUUACUAUGAAUCUACUAAAUUAUGGAUGAUCCUCACAAAGUAACACCAGAAACAGCGGAUGCCAAGAACGUUCUUCCGGAUGUCGUGCAUUCCCAACAGAUACCCGCGCUAGGAUCGGUUGCAUGCGACGAUAAUCAAACCUUAGAAAAUAUACCAGUCGAUAACUCUCAAGUCAAUAGUCUCAAUCAUGAUGUUGGUGAUACUGAAACAGAGUCCAUAUCGGAGCACAUACCAUCAAGAGUGGACAGCUCUGUCACUGACUCUCUCAACACCACUACGAGUCACGAAUCUCAGGGUAUACUCAAAGUCGAAACAGAACAGGAGAAAGAGUCUGGAAAUGAUUUGAAUGCGGUGUUUCCGCACUCACUCACCAGCGAGAACCCCAGUAUUCAAGAACCUAGUAGACAAAGUACCUCUUGGCCUUUAGAUGUAAAUGCCAUUUCUGAUAUGCAUUUAAUUAGUGAAGAAAGCCCUGUCAACUUGGCCCUAUCUUCAGAUAUUUCCAAAGACAUUGAAACACAUGAGAGCAAGUCCCAGUCCCUAUUGGCAUCACAGAUUAGUCCUAAACAGUCUCCUGAAGAAUCUCCAAGGGAUGAUAAUUAUGAUGAUUCUCUUAAUGACGAAUUGAAUCUAAAAAACACUGAUACAGAAAAUUCAUUAGAAAAGUUUAACAAUGCUUUAGAACAAAAUGCUGAAUCUCUCGAAGGUCAAAGUUCGGGGUCUGAAGAGAUAAUAAAACUAGAUAUUAGGGGGUCAGGAGCACCAAAGUUCCAUCUGCCGACAGCCAAAAUAAUUUUUGGGCCUCCCCCAGAAGGGAGCACAGUUAUUGGAGCUAACAUAGAACCAAUUCCAGUUUUCCCAAAGCUCUUAUCUCCUUUUCUAGUGGGUACUGGGGACAGUGUUAAAGUUGAAGAGAUUUUUGACUUUGGUGAACAGCAAUCGAAGGAGCCUUCUCCAGAAAAGUCUUUGGAAUCAUCCACAUCUGAUAAAAGCUUGUCAAGUGACAAGAUAGAGCAGAAUGACUUGUUGGUCGAGGAAAUUGUAGUAGAUGAUGAUGCAAAGGAAAAAGAGACUGUUAAAGAUCCAUCAUUGACACCUCAGAAAUCAUUAGCACCGGAUGAUGUAUCACUGAGUACCUUGACAACAGAUUAUAAAACAAUUUGCGAGGCAUAUCACGAAAAGCUUGUGCACUUCGAAGACGCUAUCACACAACGCGACGAACUAAUCGAAGACCUGACCGUCUCAUUGCAGAGGUCGGUUCGGGAGCGCGAUGAAUUCAAACUUGAGAAUGAACACUUAGUAAAUGAGGUCCAGAAUUUACAACAUAUCCUAGGAGAAAUGUCUCAGUCAGACCAUGACACAGUCAAAGGACAGUUAUCUGACUUCAUGAAGUACCAGACCAUGGUGAAGGAUGACAGUACAAAAUUCUAUUCUGCGUUAAUGAGUGGAGGAUCAUCGUUACAAAGUUCUAAUGGUGAAAAAGAUAUGGAUCAUGAGGAAAUCACUGUAAAUUAUUCCAAAUCUGAUUUGAAGUCGUCCGGAUCAUCUGAAGACUUCCAGACUGGAUUUGAGAGUAAAUUGACAUUGGUUAUGAAUAAAUUUGAUGAGUAUAUUGAGGAGAAUUUACGGAAUAAACUUAGGGAAAGUGUGAUCCAGGUUUUGUGUGAUGAAAUUGGUAAGAUCCGUUUAGAAUCGGAUACAGAAAUUAAGGAGUUGGAAGCUCAAAUACAGCAGGACAAGCAGGCUUAUUCCGUGGAGACAAGAAGACUCAGGGAGCUGUUGGCAUCCGUCAAGGCCGGUAACACUGAUAUCGACGUCCUGAGAGAGGAACUUGCUGUUAAACAUGAGAAAGAAAUGGAGAAUUUGAGGACAUAUUUUGAGAAGAAAUGUUCUGAUAUGGAGAGGAGUUACUCUGAAGAAGUGUGGCGCGGGCGCGCGUGCGCGUCUCCGUCGCUGGAGGCGCCGGACGCGGGCGGCGACUGGCGCCGGCGCGCGCGCAGCGCCGAUCUCCCGUCCUUGUCUCUCGAGUCUACCCCUCUGGAGCAAGCCCUGAAGCAAACAUGCAAGAAGUAUGAACAGCAAAUAGAGGAUCUCAAGGUGGAACACUUAGCUUACGUCAAUGAUUUGCAGCGGCGGCACCAGGAGACCAUAGCUUCGCUGGAGGAGCAGAUAACUCAGUUAAAAGCCCACAUACAAACCUCGGAGAACUCUGACGGGAAUGUUAUAUACCAGCAAGAUAUCGACUUGGAACUAGAAAAGAAAAGGGAGGCAGAGAUUGAGAGAAGGCUCGAUGAAGUCAGGAAGGAAGUGGCGCAACAGUUGCAAGAACAAAUACAGGUGCUGUUGUCGGACCCCGACGCGGAGGUGUCCAGCUGGCCUGUGGAGCUCGUGGCGCUGCGAGACAAGAUACACGGCGACGCCCGCCAGGAAAAGGAGUUGUCAAGUCUCCGCGACGAGCUCUCCGAAGACAAAUGGAAGCAGCGUCGCAACCUCAGCUUCGACCAGAACAGGCAUCUUGAGGAGGUCACGAAGGAGAGGGAUGGGCUGAAGCGCGUGGCGUUGAGCCUGCACCGCGUGGUGGGGCAGCUAGUGGCGUACUGCGCCUGCGCAGAGGACGAGCUCAACCGCACCGUGGUCGCGCAGCUGCUGCGGCGGCUGGCCAGCGACGCCGACCAAACAUUCUGCUCUGAAGACUCUAGGCCGACUACUCCCAGCGGCCUCGACCUCAAUCUAUCCACGAGCCUCGUGUCCCGCGAGAAACACGUCCACUUCGCUCCAGACCUCAACUCCAUACUAGCGGAGUUGGACGACGAGGGGGUCGUAGGGUUCCUGCAGGAGCAGAGGGAUUUGAGUCUGGAUAUCAAGCAGGAGUUGGAGAUCUCUUUGAAGAGACUGAGGGUCGAAGCCCAGGAGCUGUUGGAGUUGUCUUCCAGGUUGAACAGAACCCGCAGUGAGUCGAAGAUGAUCGACGCGACGCCCGUCCAGAUAACUGAGUUGGUGCACGAGUACGACAUGAAGAGCCACUGUGACAACUGCGAACUGCACAGGAAGACCAUGGAAGAAGCGAUGGCCGAGUGCUUACAACGUGAGAAUCUCCUGCGAUCCGAUUUGGAAGCGGCCAUGAUGAAGAUAGCGCAGCUCAUGACCAAUGAGAGAGCGAAUUCCACUGACAUCAUAGCUGAAGGGUACGGCACUGGCAGCACCCAGCCCACGGCGGGCCGCGUGCGGCUGUCCGCGACUUCGCCCGCGCGCACUUCCAGCUCAGACACCACGCAGCACGACGUCGACACUCUGUUGCUCGAGAGGGAUGACCUCUUGCAGCAGAUAAAACGGAUGACAGAUUCGCCCGUGCAUAAGAUAUGUUGCGAGAAGCUGGAGGCGGCAAACCGGCAGCUGCGCAGCACGCGGCAGUUCGUGGAGGAGCAGGCGGCCGAGCGCGAGGCUGAGCGCGACGACGCUGUGCGCAGCCUCGCGUUGUUGCGGGCCGACAAUCUGCGGCUCAGCGCCCGGCUGCAGGCCAACCACGACAUACUCGCCGAGAUGCACCGCUUACGGACCCCCUGCGACUGUCGCACGCAUCACGCAUAUGUCGAACAAUUAGAAACUCAGACUCGCGAAAUGAAUCAAAUAAUAAACGAACUAGAAGCACGCAAGGCUUCGGCAGACGAAGAGCUAAAAGCAACAGAAGAAAAGAUUACCCUUCUUCGAGAUAUCAUCGCUAAUCUCGAAAACCAAUUGGAGGCAAAGACCAAUCACGAGACGGAGAUAUUGGCGCAGUUGGAGGAAAUGAGAAAGACUAUAGACGAUAGAGAUAGCAAGAUGAGAGCGGUGUUGGGGGAGUUGGAGUCACUGAAGAGUGAACAGAUUAACAAUAGUGAGGUGACGUGUGUGAAGUGUGGCCAGGAGGAGGACAAGUAUGCUGAGCUUGUGGAAAAGAUAAAGGAACAGUGCGCGUGCAUAGAGGACCGCAUCCACCGACGCACGCUGCAGCUGCAGCGCUCGCACGAGGUCUGCUCCGCCGCGUGCAGCGAACCCAGCGAGGAUGUCUCUUUGAGAGACCAGAAGAAACUAACGAAAGAGACUGAGCCGUCGUCCCCGGUAGCGUCGUCGCCGAGUCCCCGCAGCCCGGCGCUGCCGGAGCUGUGCGGCGUGUGGGAGUGCCUGCAGGCGCAGUGGCGCGCGGAGGACGCGGCGCUCAAGAGGAUCGCCGACCUCGAGAUGCAGCGGGCGCAGCUCAACAACGUCGCUCAGGAGGUCCGCGCCGAGCGCGAUGUCCUGCAAGCGCGCAUGUCCGAGCAAGCGCUGAAGAUAUCGUCGCUGUCGGCCAGACUGCAGCAACAGAGGAACGACGCCGAAGCGCUUGCGCACCACGCCGCCAGCCAGCUGUGUGUGCAGCUGCACGAUGCUAAUGCUGAGAUACAACGCAUGAAAGAAGAGCUGGAAUCCAAAGAGAAGCAACUAACAAGAGUGAAGCUGAACUUGGAAGAGAGGGACAAACUCAACGAGCAACAUCACACUUUAUAUGGAAACUCAUGCAACCCGAAAGACAAAGUGAUAAUCCUAGAACGCGAGCUAUCCUCAGCUCAAAGCCGCAUCGCUCAACUAGAAUCGUUGGCGCGUAGUCUCGAAACUGAUAAAGAAGAGUUGCAAGCUCAAGUCAGAGACCAGAGAAGAGAGUUAGCAGAGAAGGAGGAACAGUUACAGGAGUUAUUAGCUCUAAAAUUAGACGAUGACCACCAGAGAGAUGAAAAGAGUGAAAUUAUCGAAGGGAAAACUUCGGCCCGAACGCUUAGCGAUAUCGUUUCGAUAUCGGAAUUCGAUGAACAGGAUUUACAGAUGAGACGGGCGGAAUUAAAGGCUCAAAAUAUGAGCAUUACUGGCGCGCCUUUCGUGACUGACGUCAAAGAGAAGAGUCAAUUGAAUAGGACGUUACCCCCGGAAUUGACACGAGCGAAUAUGAGCUCUUUGAACGUCGAAGCAGACCAUUAUGACGUACAACACACGCCGCGAGCUGAUUCACUCCCGGCGAAUCUCACUUCAACACAGAACAAAGACAUAAUCAAACAAUACAAACGAAAUGUCAAUGAGACUACCAUGUUCGGGACUAUAGAUAAAUUUGGAGACAGCAUGAAGCAUUCAACUGCACAAAAAAUACCUGAUAAUUGCUCCAUGUAUCCCAAUAGAGAUGUUAGUGAAAGUAAAGAUAUAAGCGUUCAACCGAAGAAGAUUGACUUCUCAAUUGAAGCAUCUAAUGAUAACAGAACGCAUGAAGAAGAAGAAUUCACUUCGCUACGAGAAUUAGGAAUAAUACUUGAUAUAAAACAAGAGAAUUUCCCUGAUAUUUUAACCCAAUUAAAACAUGAGAUUAAAAAAUCUAGAUCUGAGUUAGAAAAUUGUAAAUCUGAACUAAAGAAUGCCGAAGAGCAAUUGUGUGAAUUCCCCGCGCUCAAAGAAGAGGUUGAGGAACUUAAAGGCUUAUUAGAAAACACAAUGGCUACCAUGGAAAAUGAUAAAAAAUUCUAUGAAAACCAGUUGGACAAUUUCUCGUCUAACAAAAAAUUACUGGAACAGAGAGUAGCCGAACUUUCACAAGAAGUUAACGACAAAUCCAAAGAUUUACAUUUACUGAAAGAGGAUAUUCUGAGGCGAGAAAAUAUGAUAUUAGAAUUAGCUAAAGAAAAACGUAACUUGACUAACAAACUAACUGAACUAGAAGUUAAAAUCGACGAAGUCAAAAGCAGAAAUUCUUCAUUGGAAAAGAGUGAAUCUGAAAACCACCAAUUGAGAGAGAAAGUAAACGAACUUAACAAAUUAGAGCAAUUAGUUUCUGAGAAAAAUCAACAGAUAGAUAGUUUAAACCAGCACUUAGAUAGAUUUGAUAACUUGCAAAGGUGUCUCAACGAUAAAACUGAAGAGUUUGAGAAUUUGAAAGAGGCAUUUGAAGAAAAAUCUAACGAAUUAUUCCAACUGCAAGAUACAGUCGACGCUUUGACUCGUGAUUUGAACGAAGCUAAAGAAGAAAACAAUAAUUUGAUAACAAACAAUAAUGAAUUAAAACUUAAGCUAACAAAACUAGAAAAAGAACAAGAGAAUGCGUCGAUAAAGUUGCAUAAUAGUGAAAGUGAAUUGGAACGUUUGAACUCUUUGAACAAGGAAUUGACUACGAAAAUUGAUGAGUUGAAGUUACUGACAGACAAACUGAAAGACAAGGAGACAGAGAUAGAAAUAUUAAACGAAGACAUAAAUUCUUUCCAUGAAGAAGUGGCAACUUUAAAAGAGCAAUUAAAGAUGGUUUCUCGCAGUCCGUCGCCUAGGAAUAAGCAGGACAGUGAAGGGCGGAAGGAAAAAGAUGCAAGUAGCGAUAAGAAGCAGUUGGUGAAGAUAAGAAAGCAGAUCACUCUACUGCAACAUGAACUGGACUUCAACAAGAAAGAGCUUAAUGAUAAAGCAUUCGAGCUAGCAAAAGCAAAGUUAGACGUGACCGAAUUGAAGAACAAUCUAGGAUUAGCCAACAAGCAAGUGGUGGAGAAGGAAACGAACAACAACGAGCUGAAACAGAGAAACGAGACCUUACGGCAGGAGGUCGAGAAACUUACUGCUGAGAAACAACAGGUCAAUGACCAACUUAGACUGCUUUCAGCCAGAAUGCGAGAAGAGACGAAUGUUUCAGAGUUGAGAGCCAAACUUCAGGAGAAAGUAGAACGAUGUCAGGAGUUGGAAGCUGAGCUGCAGGAUAUGAAGGAUCUGAUUGAGAGGAUGGGCGCCCGCGACGGGCGCUCGCCCACGGCGGAGCUGGAGCGCGCGCUGCGCGACCAGCUGCACUACAGCCACGCGCUCGACGAGGACAUCAUGGACCAGAUUCUGUCUGCGAGCAGCGACGAGCGUGAAGAUAUACCAAGAUUGGCUUUGAAUACAUCGAAGUCGUCGAGUUCUAUUCACUCGUCGUCGUCUGAGCGGCUCGGGCGCAUGCGCGCCGAGAACGAGAAGCUGCAGCUGCAGGUCAACAACCUCGAGGCGCGGCUACUGGACAAGGACGCGCUCAUCACCGAGCUCAACAGGAUCCGCGACAAGCUGGUAGCGGACAGCCAGACGAGCAAGCUGCGAUACGAAGCGGAGCGCGACAACUCCGCGCGGCUGCAGCUGUUGCUGGACACGCACAAGGACACCGCUGAUAGCUUGCAGCACCAAGACUCAAACAUGAUCCAGAUUCUAAAGAAGCGUCUAGAAAGUUCGAUGCAGUCGGAGCUGGAGUUGCAACAGAAGGAGCAGCAGCUGCGAGGCCGCGUCGCGCAGCUGGAGCGGCAGCUGCUGGCCGACACCGACCUCUCCGCGCGGCAGCUGCUGCAGGACCAGGUAGACAUGAACUCUCGACUGGAGGGCGAGCUGACAGUAGCGAAGUCGAAGCUGGAGCUGGAGCGCGCGCGCGGCGCGGAGCAGCGCAGCGCGCUCGAGCGCCGGGCGCUGCGCGCGCGCCGCGACCGCGACCUCGCGCACGCGCGCUGCGCCGCCUUGCAAGCCGACCUCGCCGACACCAAGAGACAAAAACACGAUACGAGCUUGGAGCUCCUCCGAACGAAGGAACUGCUCAGCACAAAGACGAGCAACAUUGAGGAGCUGGAGCGGAAGCUGACGAAGUUGACUGCCGGGGACAAUAAACGGGGACACAUCGCUGAUGCGCUGACGGAGAUCGAAGCCCACAAAAGCGAGUUGACCCGAGAAAUAGCCAGCCUCAAAAAGUGCCUUUUGGAGAACAACGGGCCGGAGGUGCAGACGCUGCGCUCUGAGAAGCUGCAGCUGACGGAGCAGCUGCAGCUGCUGGCGUCCCAGCUGCCGCAGCCUGAUGAGAAGGAGCAUGCGAUCCGUUACCUGCACGGGCGCUGCCUGCGGCUGGAGAGCUGCCGCAAAGCGCUGGUGUGGCAGAAGCGCUACCUGCAGCGCGUGGUGGCGGGCUACGCGGAGCUGGAGCGGACGUUGAGAUUGCCCACGAGGACCGAGCGCAGCUCCGGCAAGAAGAGAUUCAAAUGCGUGGCAACGGUGGUGACGAUCGUGCUGCGCAUGGAGUUCCUGGUGCGGCGGCGCGUGCGCGCGCGCGCGCUGGCGGCCGGCGCCGUGCUGCGCGCGCGCAACCACACGCCCAUGAGCCAGUUCCAGUCCCGCUCGCCGCCGUCCCGCGAGUGCCCCGCCGCCCCCACCCCCGCCCCCACCGCCAACGUCGCCCGCAGAGUGCUCAAACAGGAACUGAGGUUGAACUUACCGCCUUCACCGUCACUGAUUGGGGGCGAGUUCGUCCGCCGCUCUCCUUACAACACUCCGCGCGAUGAUCCUUUUAUACUGAGUUCUCCUCGCGGUGAAGUAGCGUCAGCAUACCUCAACAAGCUGGAACUGGUCAGCCGCUGUCUCAACCACGCCAUGGACUCCGCCAGAGACCAACACUGCGCGACACCUAGCGACAAGCAAUGAUAACUAGCGAUAUGACGUCAUGUCGUGAGUGAUCCCUUGUUUUUGCAACUAGUACGUAUCGCUGGCUUUGAUUGGUUUUUAUUUUAUCAGCAAAAUGUAUUGAAAAUUAUCUAAAUUAAGAAAUUUAUACACAUAUAUAUAUAUAUUGGGAAAUGUAGUGGUGCAUAUUUUUGUUAUCUUUAAUUAACAACCAAUAAAACUUUGAAUAAUCCUAAAUGGAUUUAAAUUAAAUGAAACCUGAACUCAUACUAUAAUUAAUUACAAAUUAAUAAUUAUGAUUUUAAAAAACAAGCAAUAAAAACUCAUUAAUAAAUUGUAAAAAAAAAACUUAUCAAAAACUUCGAUACGUACCUGCAUUUCGAUUUCGUAUGAUUUCCCAUGCAUUUCCUAGCGUUGGCCAAGAUAAGUAUUAGACUAGUGCCAAACGGAACGAAUACUUGUGUUACUUAAUUUAUUUUAGAUGUAAUUAGGUUAAAUUGAACGGAGUACGUGAUUCCAUGUUUUUCGAUUGUUGCCACUCCGCCUAUGUUUUUUUCUUUCGUAUUUUUUUUUACUGUGCGAGAGAGAAAGAAUAAAUGUAUUUUGUUAAGCCCUUACGUUUUCGCUGCGUGGAUUUUUUAUUAUAAUUAUGUUGUAGAGUUAACAAAAGCAUGCUGAAUGUACUUUUUAGUUUAUUAUUGUUAUGUCGACGACUAGGCAGCGGAAGGGGAAGGGCGUUUAGUUGUAUAUUUCAUAUCUUCGAGACACGCGUCGUCCGAACUUGCCUUAGAACAUAUUAACAGUUUUGAUGUACAGAUAUUUGUAGACGUAUUUAGCGGUAUUUUUCAGAUUUAUUUAUUACCUUUUGUACAGAUGUGUGCCCUCUCUAAUAUUGACAUCUCUGUAUAUCAUCUCUAAUAUUGACAUCUCUGUAAGCUCUUGUAGCAAAUUAAAACAACGAUAGUUUAAUUUUUGAGAAUGUUGUUCGGUCCCGCUAUAUUUGAACACAAAAUGUGAAAAAUGUCCUCGACAUCGAGGACAUUUUUCACAUUUUGUGAAAUAUAUUUUAUAAAAAUUAAAGCUCCCGUAUUGACGAUUUUUGACAAUUCGUCGGAAAAUUAAAAAAUGUCUCAGUCGACAUUUAGCCCCAAGUAAAGUCUUGGAAAAUAUUUUGAUUGAAGUUAAUACUAGAUUUGAACGUCAAAAUCAGAUUGGAAUCUCGUUUUCUAUUGGCAUAACAAUGGAAAUGUUCGCAUGCUUACUUGUUUAAGUCUAUUUCCAAGAAACGUUAAAUGGUAUGUUCUUGCUGAAAGCACAAUUUUUUGUAGAAAAUAAACUUCAAGUCCAACCUUAUAUCACUUCAGUCCAUCGUCGAUUCAAAUACAUUCAAUAUCUUUUAAAAUCGUCAAAUACGGGAGCGAGCACUAGUUAAUAAGGCACGCGCACAAACCCAAGCCAUCACUAGUAUAAUGAAAGGUACGACGGACGCACGAUAGUACAAGUUAGGAUUAGAAUAGGGACGCGACCGAGCCGACCGACCGAUAUUGUGACGACUAGCGCAGGUGUGUAGCCUUUUAUCCAUUAUUCUAUAUAACAUAACUACCGAAUCCGAAACCGAAAUUGUGAAGUGAAAAUUAUGAUAUUUAGCUACAAUAUGUCACAAAGAUGAAAUAUGAUUUGUAAAAAAAAAUAUACUUUCAAAUAAUGAAUUAUUACUUUUAUUAAUUGGCAUGUAAUAUUUGCAAUAUACCAAUUAGAAUCGUGUGUAGAAAAAAAUUUUUAAAUGAUACUAAAUGCAUUGCCUACGGCUGGUCCGUAUUCAUAUAACGUACAAAAGCUACACACAUGCGCGAGAGUUUUGUAAAACAUUCGCGAUUAUCGACUGUAUGUAUUUUAUUUUCGUUUUGAAAUGGAAUGGUCGAUAAUAGCGAUUGUUGUUUAACGAUGGACAAUAUUGUGUAAGCCAAAGCUAACGAAAGUAUUACGAAAGCUGUGUUUUAUAAACAAUUCCAUAUUUUCAUAUUCUUUGGCACAUUUUCAACUUAUUGUUAUGAGCUUAUGACUCGAAUUACGUACAAAAAUAGUAUUAAUUCUAAAUAUAACGAAAGAAACAGGUUGUAUUUUUUAAAUAAUAACUGUCAAUUAUUAGAAAUAAUAAUGUUUAUUGUGCACAUUGUUUAAGAAGUAAAGAAUUUUCUUUGUGUUAUAUGUUCAAUCAAAGUACCUUCGUGUAAUUUAAAUUUUAACGUACGUAAUUGAGUCCACUGUUUCCCAACGAGCACCUACCAUCUACACUCAACGCGACCAAAGAUUCAUUAGUAAGCUAGUUGUAUUUAAUUUGUAAAUUAGUUUAAAAUUAAUAUAAACACCGAUUAGGACGUAAACCAUACAAUUUAUUACUGUAAACACACAAUAAAUUUGACAUCCACUAUUUCUCUAGUCACGAUUUAAAUUUUCAAUCACACUUGUGCCAUAAAUGCUCUCUAUACGUUCAGAAGAUGAUGCGAAAUAAACGUAAUUUUGUAAGAAA